Molecule: messenger RNA, 1853 nt
Organism: Dissoconium aciculare CBS 342.82
Lineage: Eukaryota; Fungi; Ascomycota; Dothideomycetes; Mycosphaerellales; Dissoconiaceae
Product: HSP70-domain-containing protein
Exons: 2
Coding region: 45-1751 (568 amino acids)
Biological process (GO): protein folding
Cellular component (GO): nucleus; cytosol
Molecular function (GO): ATP-dependent protein folding chaperone; ATP binding
Source: RefSeq, a predicted model, not a curated record
UCGCACUCCUCAUACACCAGUCCUCCAUUUAUUCACCACGCAAAAUGAGUGCAGACGAAGAGACCUCCUCAAGCGGCUCGCCGGUCGUGAUCGGUCUGUCAUUUGGUAAUGCCUACAGCAGCAUCGCCUUCACAUCUCCCUCAGAUGGCACCGCCGCAGUGAUUGCCAACGAAGAGGGUGACCGACAGAUCCCCUCCAUCCUCUCAUAUGUCAGCGGAGAAGAGUUCCACGGCACCCAAGCAAAGGCACAAAUUAUCCGCAACCCUCGAAACACCGUCGCAUUCUUCCGCGACUAUCUCGGAAAAGGUUUUAAGGAUAUCGAUGCGACGCCCUGCCACGCCAGUGCCCACCCCGUCGAGAAGAAUGGAGUCAGCUUCGAGGUCCAGGAAGGAGAGGGAGACGCCAAGAGCACAUUAUCAGUAUCCGAGGUCGCAACACGGCAUUUGAAGAGACUGAAGGAGAGUGCUUCCGACUACCUCGGACGUCCGGUUACUGCUGCUGUAGUCACUGUUCCUUCAGACUUUGACGAUGCGCAAAAAUCUGCGCUCUCCGAGUCCGCCGCCGCUGCCGGUAUCGACAUCCUCCAAUUCAUCUCAGAACCCAUCUCCGCUCUCCUCGCCCACGAUGCGAAAUUGCAGGCCGCCGGCGAGGCCAACGCCCAAGACAAGAUUAUCGUCGUCGCAGAUCUCGGCUCUAGCCGCAGCGAUGUAACGGUUGUUGCCAGCAGAGGAGGAAUCUACACCACACUCGCAACCGUCCAUGACUACGAGCUCGGUGGCAAGAACCUUGACGAAGUCCUCGCCGAAUACGCUGCUAAGGAAUACUUGAAGAAGAACAAGAGCGCCGCCGACCCGAGGAAAGAUGAGCGUGGUUUGGCCAAACUUAACUUGGAGGCUGAGGCUGUCAAGAAAGCUCUAUCGAUAGGCGCCUCUGCACAGUUUGCCAUCGAGAGUUUGACGGAUGGCAUCGAUUUCAACCUCAGCGUAAACCGCACCCGAUUCGACCUCUUGGGAAACAAAGUCUUUGGAUCCAUCGUUCGCCUACUCGAAUCGGCUGUCGCCAAAGCUAACCUCGACCUAUUGGAUGUUGACGAAGUUCUCCUAUCCGGUGGCUCGUCGCAUGUCCCGAAGAUCGCUGCAAGCGUUCAAUCAGCUUUCCCCGAGACCACGACUGUCAUCGCGCCUAGCACGAGCCCGAGUGCUAUUAACCCAUCAGAGCUGGCUGUGCGUGGAGCCGCGAUGCAAGCGAGUUUGAUCGCUGAGUUCGAGAAGGAGCACAUCGCAGCUUCGACCGAGGCCGUCGUGACCGUCACACCGCAGCUCACCCAGGCCAUCGGUCUGGCAUUGGAAGGCGGUGAGGGAGGAUCGUCAUUUGCCGUGAUUGUCGAGCCCCACACUCCCGUCCCAGUCCGACGAACCGCUCAGCUCUCCGUCCCUGCCGGUGGUGAUGUCCUACUCCGCGUUGCCGAGGGCAAACGUGAGAUCAAGGUCACCCAGCAGGCACCUGCACCCAAGGACGAGGACGACGAUGACGAAGAUGAUGAGGACGACGAGGAUGAUGAACCUGAGGAAGUACGUGAGAAGGUUUGGAAGACCGGCAAUGUCCUUGCAGAACUCGCGAUCCGCGAUGUCAAGGCCAAGGGCAAGGUUGAGGUGCAGAUCAACGUCGGUGCUGAUCUCGCUAUCACGAUCGUUGCCAGGGAGGUCGGCGGCAAAGGUGGUGUCCGCGGCGUCGUGGAGGGCAAGGCAUAAAUCUCCAAUCGAACUCUAUAGAUAUAGUCCGAUUUGGCGGCUGGUUUGGGCAUGUCGCGCCGAAGAUACAGCAUAGAUAGAUGAUGGAUUAUGAAACUCCGC